Messenger RNA from Adineta ricciae, 3315 nucleotides. The record is from the annotation of a GenBank genome assembly. Lineage: Eukaryota; Metazoa; Rotifera; Eurotatoria; Adinetida; Adinetidae.
AUGAAUUUGAAAUUCGCAUUCGGAUGGUUGUUCAAUCAUCUAUCCAAUUAUAAUAUUUUUCUACCCGAUGAAAAUGAAUACAACAACGAGUCACAGGAUUCUGUUCGACAGCAGAAAUACACGACUUGGUUCUAUGUUCUUCUUCUCGCGACUUCAAUCUACAUUCUUUUCUACGCUGGUUUAAUGCGAGAACAAUCUGAAACAAUAUUCAUUCAUAAUGUAACGCCUAUCAUCUUUGAUGAACUUUACUCAAAACAUUAUGAGAAACUUACUUGUCCAUGUUCAACGAUCACAAUUCCGUACAAAACUUUCGUGAAUAACACAAAUACAUUUCAUCCGGUGUGUUCAAGCAUAUUUGUAACCGAACAAUGGAUUCAACUUUCAGCGUUUGCCAAUGCAAGUUUGUUCGGAACGGCAGAUUUUCGAACAACGGCCAGUUCGCAAUUUCAACUGUUGGCGAACAUUUGUUCUUUCAUGCAGAAUACAACUCUUCAAAAUGAAAUUGAUCUGGAUAAUACUGAAUUUGUCAGCAUCAAUCUUCAAUCUAAUAUCGAAAUUCAAUCGAAAGUCAAUGCGACGGUUGAAUCUUUUUACAACAGUUUAUCCAAUCGAAUCAAUUCAUUCUUAAGUUAUGUCAAAAUCACCAGUCAGACAAAUUUCUUCGUUUCAGCUCUUAAUACCAAUAUAGUUGUUGCGGUCAACACUAUCGGUUCAGAAUACGAAGCCUAUUUAAUUCCAACUAUUUACACUAAUGAUUAUUACGAUAAGAAUACAAUCAAUUAUGAAUAUGUUUCAUGUGCGAAUGCAAAUCCAUUUACAACCACAGGUUUCCUUGUGUUUCCAACUGGUUUAGACUCUUAUCGUUUGAUAUGGACACCACCGAAUUCGAACUCGACCUUGGUCAAGGGAUUCUUUGCAGGAUGUACACCACUCGAAGGUCUUCUUCGAAGCACAUUGGACUGUUUAUAUGACAUUAGUUGUAUUGAUUUAUUAUUGAAUUAUUUUCCAAAUCUCCAUCAAAUCGCUUUCAAUUGGACAAAUUUGCUUUUGGAAACGAACAAAAAUCUCUCGAUGUACAAUUAUUUAUCUGAUCUCCUUAUCGAGAAACAAAUCACAACAAUCAACUAUUCGAAAUAUUUCAAUGAAUGCGCUCCUCAUUAUUGUGUCUAUACGAAAACACGUCGUUUGGAUUUCCAUUAUUCAAUCACUCUGUUCAUCAGUCUCUACGGUGGCCUUGUUAUCAUACUAAGAUUAAUCGCGUUGUUUAUUAUCAAUCUUAUUCUGAAUUAUCAUACUUGGAACUUAAUUUCUGUGAAAAGAUUGAUUGAGUCGGUCAAACAACUAAAUCUAUUCAAAAACGUCGAUGAUCGAAUGGAGAAUGGAAUCAAACGACAAAAACUAGUGACUAAGGUUUAUUUAAUAUUAAUGUUUGGAUCAAUUCUUACUCUUAUGCUCUUUAAUUCAUUACACACACAAACCAUAACAAUGAUAAAACAAUCUCCAUCGUGGGAUAUUUACCAACAGUUACAGUAUUUCUAUUCGACAACACUUGACUGUCCUUGUUCAUCGAUGGUCAUUUCUUAUGAUAAAUUUAUUUCAUUUUCUCCUGUUUUACAUCCGGUAUGUUCGAGCGAUUUCGUCACCGAUCGUUGGCUUUCCAUCUUAAGUCAGAGUAUUUUGUAUGAUAUAUCGGUAGAUUGGCGAAAUCAAGCCUUUUCGCAAGUUCAGUUGUUAGCAAACCUGUGUCAAUCAGCCAAUGGAACGAUCAAUGAUGCCAUUCGUCGCUUUCUUUCUCAAUACUUUGUAACUUCAAGUGUCUUAUCUGAAAAUAACUUUCAAUCACAGAUCAAUUCAACAGUUAAUGAACUUUUCCUACCGACUAUUUCUUAUUUUGGUCUUCUUGUCGAGACAGUGCGUCUUCUUAUGCAAAUUGAUCAACCUCUAAUAGGCUCCAAACAAGGCGAUAUUGGAUUAGGAUCGACUAUAGCUAAGACUUUUUCAAUCGAUGAACUAGAGAAUCAACAGAUGUUGCAGUUAAUUAUGUUACUGAUUGGAGUUCAUAAUACGAACUUAACAGCAACGGAUUGCAUUUGUGCAACUAAUCCCAAUUGUAAAAGUGCACUUGCGAUUUAUGCUGCUGAUGAUGUUAAUGUCUAUGGUUCCGAGUUUGAUAUUGUUUAUGUUGUUCCGGGAUCAUUUACUGGCUGCUCGACUACGGAAUCUCUUUUAUUAUCGACACUCGAAUGUUUCUAUGAAGAUUCCGAUUGUUUUACAAUUCUAAUGAAGUAUAUUAAACAAGUCUACAUUUAUAAUGUGGAAACUUCGUUAUGGUUUGAUGUUCAACCGCUUGUUUAUAAUUCUCAGUUGAGCAACUAUCCUCCGAACACACCAAUUUCGAUUAUUGUGAAAAAAUUAAUGGUUGAAGAAUGGAAUUUACAAUUUUCAUACGAAAAUUUCUAUGAAUCAUGUUCACCAAAAUAUUGUACUUACUCGGAGAGACUUCAUGCGAAUACUCUUCUCGAAGUAAUUAGAAUAUUAAUCUCGAUGACGAGUGGUCUUUCAUUCACGUUACGUUUUGCCACACCAUAUCUUGUCAAAUUCGUCAUCAAUGUCAUCACAAGAAAUACAAAUAGACAAGCAGAACAACAGGCAAACACAGUAUAUAAUACUUUGAAAAAUUUAAAUAUCUUCUCUAUACGAGAUUUUCGAUCUCAUCUUGAUCGCAUAACAGCUAAGCGUCUCGGUCAAAUGGCAACUCGUCUGUAUAUUGUUUUAUUUCUGAUCGGUAUUGCUAUUUUCACGUCGUAUAACGUGACUCAACCCUAUAUUGGUACGAGAACAUUCGAUAAACCAUCGUUUGAUAAGUAUAGAGAUCUGUACGGAAAAUAUAAAGAUCAAUUGGAAUGUUCCUGUUCAUCAAUAGCGACAACGUAUGAUCAAUUUGUAUCUAUCGAAUCAUCAUUUCAUCAGAUUUGUUCAAGUACAUUUGUUAUGGACGAAUGGCGAACUAAUCUUACAAUUAGAUUAGAACCAAAUUUAUCAAUCUAUUCUCUCAAUGACUAUCGUCGCUUCCUUCCUUCGCAUCUGCAGUACCUUCAAGGAUUAUGUCGACUUAGCGAUCAAUCAGUAAACAAUACCAUUGAACAAUUUCUUCCCUCCUCGUUCGUUACUAAUCAACUCCUAUUCGAAAAACAUUUCAACGAUAGUAUCUAUUUAAGAAUUGAAAAUAGUAUAUCCACUGCUCCAACGAUAUUUCUCACUCUUCUAUCUUUAAUUCGAAAGAUUAAUCAUGGCAACGCUAUCGUAUCGACUUAA